AUGAGCAGAAUUCCAGGCCACAGAAGACCAGCAACUGCGGGGUUGGUGGAGCUUCAUGUCUUCUACGUACCAGAGGAAAAAUGGGAUUCAAAACUGAAUAAAGCUGCAGUAGAAGCCAUUGACAGCUUCAUAUCUGCCGGCUUUAUUAGGGUGUAUCCAGACAUCAGUCUAGAAACACUUAGGGAGGAACUUGGUGGUCUUCUUGGGGCAGAAAGAACAAUUGACAAUUUUUCAUUUUUGAAAUGUGUUGGUCGAAGUUUGGCAUUGGUCAAAGCCAAGCAAGAAAGGGAACUGAGGGUGAAGUCUUUUGUGCCUCCAUAUGCACUUCAGCCAGAAAUAUACCUGCUGCCCAUGGUGGAAAAUGGCGACAGUAUUCUUUCAUGCUCACUCACACCGGACAGACAGAGCUACCACACAGAUCUUCAGGCGUAUAACUCUUCUAAGACAUUCAGUGUGACUGCUAUGAGAAAGGAGCCCACUAAAUUUCCCCAAAUCAAACACCAAGUCCCCCAGCAGCCUCCCCCUGUCCAGGGCCUAGAUGAUGAAGGGAGCUUCAGCUCCAGUGAUGAGAAAGAAGAGGACCUUUUUCCCUCUGAGGAUCCAGGCUGGGGUGAUGCUCAUGGCCCCCUGGGAAGUGUCCGUGAGCAGUCCCACUCUAUUCUAGAACAGGCAGAAAUACCCCCAGCUACAGAGGCUCAGAUGAAAAGCAAGACCUGUGUAAAGAAGGGCCCCCGUUUCCACAGAAACCGUGCCAGAGAUUCUGGAGUUCCCGAGUCACUGGAUGACCAUGAAUCUGGAUUCUCUGUCUCUCAGGGCAGGAAAUACCACAGCCAACAGGGGGGCCAGUUUCUGUGUGAGGUUCUCAUUCAUUUUUGCACUUCUUUACAGGUCCACAAAAAUCCACCUCAACUGCCCACCCCUGCUCAGUACUCCGCACCACCUGCUGCCCCUCUUCUAUCUGUAGCUACUCGAAAACCCACUACCCCAGGUUUCCUAACAGGCAGAGAUGAGUUGAUUGAACAGAUUAAGCUGGCUAAAGAAGAAAGGAAGCAGCUUGAGAAGACAAGGCAAGCCCUGCUGAGAAAAGGCAAAGACCUACUGGCACAGAACAGACACCGCAGGAAUCAGGCUCGGGACAGUUGGAAGAGGAAGUAUUUUGCUACCAAGAAGGCCACCGAACCCCUGGAAAGUACACUAAGAAGUCUCAGACAAGAACUAGAGGCAUUUUAUCAUAAACUUCUCCAACAGCUACAGGCACGGGACAGCAGAAAGAAAGCCAAAUGUGUGGGGAAUCCUUCCCAUACCAAAAAUGAGCUCAUCAUUCAGAUAAUGACAGAGAGUCAUGAAAGAGACAAGCUCAAAAGGAAAGUGGAAGAUGCUAAAAUGAAAGUUGUCACAGAGAUGAAGCUCAGGAAGCAGGCGACAACGGAACUGCAGGCUCUGAAGGCAGAGUUAACACAGAAGAAGAACCAGUCCUCUCUUUCUGGGUCACACGCAGGCUCACUAGGCAAUGAGCUGGGCUUCCAGAGCACGUCUCAGAUUCAAGAUAUCUCUGUCUGA
This is a messenger RNA of Megalops cyprinoides (Indo-Pacific tarpon), 1560 nucleotides long. RefSeq names its product spermatogenesis associated 1 (gene spata1). The transcript is spliced from 12 exons. NCBI's taxonomy places the organism in Eukaryota, Metazoa, Chordata, Actinopteri, Elopiformes, Megalopidae. Bases 1 to 1560 code for a protein of 519 amino acids. The record is from RefSeq and is a predicted model, not a curated record.